GCUUUUAUUUUGAAAGCCAAACCGGAAGAGGGCGUUUGUAGCUCAAGCGAGUCCUUCAAUCGUCUGGAACCGACUGAGGUCAACCGGAGGACUGAACGAAACACCGGGAGAGGACACCGUGAAGGAAAUCUUAACGACACCAGUGAAAUGUUGAGGACAAAACUCCUGCCAAGACAUGGAUAGAGAGCCACAAUGACACAUGAGAACCUCACAAGCUCCCAGCUGUCUGUGAAAGCUGCUGCCCUGCGCAUGGUUGACCUCUCGCUAUCCGUCUACAGCUCCCUGACACAGGUGAGCGUCAGCUCCAGCGCCAAGAGGCUGGUGGCUGCUGCUGCAUUCGGAACUGCCUCGCUCCUCCUCCUCGCUCACCGCUUUCGGAGGAGGAAGGGCAGAAAGAAGGGUCCCUCUCCACAGUGGAAGGAGGCUGGUUUUGAUGUUUACUCUCCAGCCUCAGCAGACAAUGAUAACACCAGCCAAACCAUCAGCGUCUCCCUCAACUCCAAGAACACCAGCUCAGCUGGUUCUGGACUGGUUCUCACCACGAGAGAUUACAGAAAACUCUCUGGGUCUCUGAUGAGCUUGGCCUCGGUGCAAAGCAUGAACUCGUCCAGCAGCAGCACCUGUGCGGACGAGUCCAUCUGCUGGGACGGAGUGGGUGAAGUUGAGGUCUGCAGCGUGGUCAACCUAUCUGUCACCACCCCUGAAAACCUCUAUCUGAUGGGCAUGGAUUUAUUCGAGGAGGCCCUGCAGCGCUGGGAGGAGGCGCUGACGUUCAGGAGCAGGCUGGCUGAAGAUGACGUGAGCUGUGCCUCUGUGAAAACAGGAGCUGGAGAUGCCAUCGCCGAGCCGAGCAUGGAGGAUGUGAUCAGUGCAGACUUCAUCCACAGGCUGAAGUCUCUGCUGCAGCGGGCGUAUCGCCUGCAGGAGGAGUUUGAAGGGGUGUUGGGCAUGUCUGAGACUUCAUCCCACAGCAACAGUCAGGAUCAGAUGGCGGAUCUUUUGACCAGAGACGAGCGGGACGACGUGUGUCUGAGGGACAGCAUCAGCAUCGCUUCCACCGACUCUUUUGUGUCUGCUGCUGAGCCUCAGCUGUCGGAGCUCAGGAGUGCUUUCGCUUUGGGACAUCACCCCCUCUACGAGGAGGCGCUGCAGUUGGCCGAAGACGGCGACGUCUCCUGCAGGGUGCUCCGAACGGAGAUACUAGAGUGUCGUGGCGACUUGGAUUACCUGGCUAAGCUGCACUGUGUACGGCAGGCGUGUCAGCUCAUUUUCUGCGACGCGGCGACCAGAACAUUUCUGGCCGACACCGGAAAGAAAAUCCUGUCUUCCAUUAUUGUGAAAGCCCACAAAAGUCCAAGGAGGUUCGAAGAAGUGUUUGAGGAGCUGAUUUAUUUCCUGGAAGAGGCGGAGCACUGGGAAGAGACGGAGGUGGAGCUGUCUUCACGAGGGGUUAAGCAUUUGAACUUCUAUGAUGUUGUUCUGGAUUAUAUUCUGAUGGACUCCUUUGAGGACCUGGAGAAUCCUCCAGUCUCCAUCCGGAACGUUAUCAACAACCGUUGGCUCAACAGCUCCUUCAAGGAGACAGCGGUGGCAUCGAGCUGUUGGUCCGUACUGAAGCACAAAAGGCAACACAUGAAGGUGCCAGACGGCUUUGUGGCCCGCUUCUACGCCGUGUGUGAACAGAUCAGUCCCGUCCUGGCUUGGGGCUUCCUGGGGCCAAAGAGCUCCCUGCAGGAAUUCUGCUGCUUCUUUAAGGACCAGGUGCUUCACUUCCUGAAAGACAUUUUUGAUCUGGACAAAGUGCGCUACACCUGUGUGGAGAGUCUAGCAGAGGACAUGCUCCGCCUGCUGCACCGGCGCUCCGAGCUGCUGCUGGCCUACCUGGGAGUCGACUCCCUGCGGCCUCUCGGUAGCUGUGUCACCUCGCAGGUGCAGCUGGUUCCCAGCACCCUGCUGGAGGCACCGGUCCAGUGAGCAGAAACUCAAGUCCCACCAACCAUUGGACCAAAGAAAACUCAGCACGUCUCAUCUGUGGUGACUGCAUCAUACGUCCCCACGCUUUGGAUGGCGGUUAGAACUGCCUUCAACUAUUCUGACUGCCCCGUCCCCCCAGUGCCAUAGUGAAACACAUGAGCAAUAAUGCAACUUAAACUUGACUAGAUGUUGCGCUUUGUGUAUUUAUUGAAGAUAAGUUUGUGACAAUGUAUUUUACUGAGUUUAUUUUGUUAUACAAGUAGAAAGAAGCAGGGGUUACCAUGUAGAUGUGCCAGUAAAAGCCUGUUUGUGUUCAUAUCUAAUAUCAGCAAUGCAACAUAAGAGGUUUUAAGUGUAAAUUUAGAAGAAAAAAAAGGUAAAGUUUUCUUGAUAGGAGUCACAGCAGCCGCUUGGUGUAUGAAAACGAGUCUGAAACGAUGUGGGCACCACGAGAAGCCUUAAAACAUGCGCUAAUAUUCAGCUUUGUGUUCCAAAACCUUCCAGAGUGGAGUCAUCCAUCACUGCCAUAAAAGAUGAAGUAAAAUACACGUGUUUCACAACAGGCUUGUGUUAGUUUGUCAGGUUUAAUAUCCAAUUUAUCUGCAUACUGAGCCACUCUUAAGAAAAAAGCCAUCAACUUCAACCAAUCAGAUCCAUUUUCAGGGGUUGCCUGCAAAAAUAAGCAGUGUUUUUUGUUUUGAAUCUACAAUAAGUCUUAAACAUCCACUGGAAAUGUAUUUGCUUAGUUGUAAUUACUCAUUUGCAAGAGCUGCGAGAUUGGGACAUUGUGCAAAUUAAAUACUAAAAAAAAUAAUGUAUCUAAAUGUGGAACAACUUCAGAACAAGUUGCUGCUGCGUUCAGUUUGACUCGUCAAUAUUUUGCACCAAGGAAAAAUGUUUGUGUGAAUUAAUUAAAAGACUAUAAUACCUUU
Nothobranchius furzeri (turquoise killifish) is the source of this 2906-nucleotide messenger RNA. It is a transcript of the gene miga1, whose product is annotated as mitoguardin 1. The record is from RefSeq and is a predicted model, not a curated record. Gene Ontology annotation, biological process: mitochondrial fusion. NCBI's taxonomy places the organism in Eukaryota, Metazoa, Chordata, Actinopteri, Cyprinodontiformes, Nothobranchiidae.